Messenger RNA from Meloidogyne enterolobii, 2528 nucleotides. NCBI's taxonomy places the organism in Eukaryota, Metazoa, Nematoda, Chromadorea, Rhabditida, Meloidogynidae. The record is from the annotation of a GenBank genome assembly.
UUAUGUUUGCCCAAUUAAGUCAAAAAACAAUAGAAUUAUUAGAAGAAAAAGCUUCAAAUUAUCCUUUUGAAGAAAUUGAUGGAAAUUUAAAUAAAGAUAAUUCUGAGAAGAAGAAUAUGAAGAAUUUUGCUAGUGAAGAAUUUUUAAAUUCUUUAAUUUCUGUCGGGCAAUUUGAACUUGAUGUUGGUUUAAAUAAUGAUUUAUUACAAAAUGAAAGUUGGGAUGAUUAUUUAAUUCAAUUACAACGUUGCAGUUUAAAAUUAAAAAAUUUAAAAGAAAAAAGAGAAAAAUGUGAACAGAUACUUAAAGAAUUGGGAGAAAAAUAUAAUUCUGUAACUGACAAAACUUCAUCUUUACACGAUGCUUGUGAUAGAAUGAUGUCAGAACAAACACAACUAGCUACUGCAAAUGAAUCGAUUAGUGCCAGUCUUCAUUAUUAUCAACAAUAUGAUUGGCUACUUAAAAAAUUAGCUACCCCAAAAUUAUCAUUAACCGGCACUUUAUUCACACAAAUUCUUUCAACAAUUCAUGAAUGUAUUAGUUAUUUACGUGCACAUCCAGAACAGAACGAAGCAGAGCAAUAUAUUCAUAAAUACGAACAAUGCCUUAGCCGUUCUUUAACAGCCAUAAAGGCAGGAGUAUUGGCUGAUUUAGAAUCUUGCCGGCAAGAUGUUCUUUAUAGACAAUCUAGAUUUACAACUCCUUCACAAGAUGGAAGUGGACGUCCAGGAAUUUUAUCUUGUGUGGAUAAUGAUGAUACUUUUGCUUUGUUAUAUGGAAUAUUUGGAGUAAAGGCUAAUGCUAUUAGAAAUGCAUUCCAACAAGCAUUUCAAUUUUUUGCUACAUAUCCAGAAUAUCAAACAAUCGUUUCUGAAUGUGAACAAGAAUAUUUUUCUAUUAGAAACCAAUUACUUCGACCAAUUGUGCAAGCAACUUUACAAGCUCUAUGCCUUCGACAUCAAAAUUCUUCUUGUACUCUAACUAGAGAUGGAUGUACUUUUCUUCUUCGCCUUUGUGAUGAUGAAUUGCGUUUAUACAAACAAUUUUUUGUUUUGGAUUUUGAUCAGGGAACAAAGACAGCGAUGACCCCUUCUUCACCCUCAUUAUUUUCAUUUUGGCCUCUCUAUUCAAACGAGCAACACUCUUCUGCUCAACAUUUCCAUUCUUUUAUAGAAAAUAUAUCUAGAAUAUUUUAUGAUACUUUACGCCCACUUAUAAUUCAUAAUCAACAUUUGGAAACACUUGCACAACUUUGUACUUUACUUAAAGUAGAAAUGAUAGAUGAACGUUGCGGACUUAGACAAACUCCUGAUUCAGCAGCAGUUGAUUUUACAUCAUUACAACAACAACAAACAUCAAUUUCUCGAAUUGGUUUUAUUAGAGUAAUUAAUGAAUUGGUUGCUGAUAUUGUUGAACGAAUUGUUUACAGUUUGGAUGAACAAGUUGAAGAUUGCGAGACAAUUGGUCCUUUACCUCCAGCUAAAAAGCCUGGUACUGGAUAUGUAAAAUUGACAAAACAAGCAAGUACAUCGCCUAUUGACCAACAUUGUCUUUGGUAUCCAACAGUUAAAAGGACUGUGAUGUGCCUUAGCAAGUUAUAUCGUUGUUUGGAUCCCACUGUCUUUAUGAAUGUUUUUCGUGAAUUACUUGAUUCAUGUUGUCAAUCACUUGAACAUGCUGUGGAACGUAUUAGAGCCUUGCCUAUUGAUUCAGCCCGUUCCACAAUAAAAAAUUCUCCAAAUCGAACAAUUGAUUCAGAAUUAUUUAUAAUUAAACAUUUACUUAUUCUUCGUGAACAAACAAGUCCUUACCGUCAACACCAAAAACAAAAACAACCACCUAUGCAGACAUUAACACGUUCAAAUUCUGUUUUGUCAUCAGGAUCUGGAAUAGGCAUUGGACAAAUAGAAGAAACACAAAUUCACCCACAAUUGGAUUAUCAAUUAGAUUUAAGUAAAUAUACACAAUCGAUGCUACAAUUAUUAAAUCCUGAAAAUCGUGCUAGAUGGUUUGAAUUUGGUACAAACAAUGCACUUUUAUCGCUUCUUUUAUUGACACCUGUCCAUGUUAGCGAAUUACAAACAGAUUCUAGACGCAUCAUCGAGCAACAUUUAAAACGUUGGUGUCAUAUAAUGAUUGUUCACAUUUCUGAUCUUUUAUUGGGCCCUUUAGCCAAUUUUCAAUCAGAAUUAGAUCAAUUUCAAAAUGAGCAAGAACAGCGGGCAAAAAAUGAACUCGCUCCUUUGGAUGUUGCAUCUUCUGAGCGAUAUAACCCUCGGGCUUUGAAUGAUAGAUGUUCACAAGCUUUCAAGCAAUUGAAGCAAAAUUGGCCUCAAGUUCGUGCCGCUUUCGGUCUCUAUAUUGGAAUGCGUGAAACUGAAGAAAUUCUUCUACAACCUAUACGUCGUGCAGUUUGCAAUGCUUUUUCAAGUUUAAAUUCAUUCGCCGAACGUCAUUACGAAGAAGAACAACGUUUAAUAAUUUGUGCACCUGGACAAGAACAAAUUUGGCUUAUUUUAAAUGCAUAA